ACAAAAGAGAUUCAGUGUCCGAGCUGUCCACCCUAUCAACCAGGACGGGGGAGACUGCCGCCAGGUAGAUCCAUCGUCCAACCAAAACAGGCCGGGGGCACCUUGUAAUAACCCCACAAUGCAAAGGGCAGUUUUUCCCGUAGUUCAGAUAAAUCCAGAUCUCACGUUAUAAAAGCCACACCUCUCCUAACAAACCCAGAAAAUUAAGUCACGUACAAAGUCCACUCGCUUGUGGUUUUCUGGCUGAAGCCAAAAACCUUGAACCAUCAAAUGAAGGAAGAGCCAGAGCCUAAUUAAGCUCGAUUCCUGGAGGCCCGCUUUUUCAACGCCGUCCCGUUCUCAGAAUCCCAGGUCCAAAAUCCAUCGCAGUUACGUGACUUCCUGCGCACGUAACUGCGGGUCGUACGUACAUGAGCAUGAAGUUCUUCUUGAUUUCAUGUUGCGGAGUCACGUUGACCGCGCGCGCGACGCGACCCGGUUCUUCUCCUUCUAUGUCGCCUUCCGCUCCCGGAAAGAAGAUAUCCCCCUCGCGCGGAGGAGUGUCGUCUUCGUCUCCCGCACGCGGAAACGCCCGCGGGAAAGUGUCGUCUUCAUCCCCCUCGCGCAGAGGGAUGUCGUCUACAUCUUCCCGGCGGCGGGGGCCUGCAGGGCACGGAUUUUCUAAUCCGCGCGUUGUUGCUGUCAGACAGACGAGGUCGGAACUUGGGUUGGCACCGACAGCACAGCGGCUGCCGCGGCGGAAGAGCGGGAGGCCGGUGGGGUCGGCGGCUUCGGCCUUGCCUUAUGCCGAGUGGACGCCGUCGCUGUGCACGAUCGCCGAGGACAACGUCGUUGUCGUGAGGAGAUCCGUUGGGGAUCGGACGCCCAGCAUUGAGCGAGCGGUUAACGGAAAGAGUGGUAGAGAAAUGUCGCGAGUUCAAAGCCGCAGCCACACCGAUGAUUACGGGCGAGCUUCAGUCACAGUUAUUCCGGCGUUUACUCCAACGCCGUUCUUGUUUUGAAGGGAAUGGACUUUUUGGCUAUUUUUUCAAUCGUUCAAUUAUGGUGCGAGGGAUAGGAAUUUACUUGUAUUGACAUUCAGUGAUAUUGGUGCUCUAAAUCGGGUUCGGGUCGAAACUGUGAAUACGAAGGAAGGAAGUUAGUGAAAUAAGAAAGUUUCUUAUACCUGCUUGCUCCAAAAAAAAAGGAAAAAAAAAAUAAACAAAGAAAUGUAAAGCCUCUUGUACCCUUACUCGAAUAGUGCAAUUUAAUAUAUAUAUUAAACUAUCAUUUAGUGUUCC
Rosa rugosa (rugosa rose) is the source of this 1280-nucleotide messenger RNA. RefSeq lists its product as uncharacterized. Bases 411 to 1001 code for a protein of 196 amino acids. NCBI's taxonomy places the organism in Eukaryota, Viridiplantae, Streptophyta, Magnoliopsida, Rosales, Rosaceae. The transcript is spliced from 2 exons. The record is from RefSeq and is a predicted model, not a curated record.